CGCAGCCCGGCGGCCCUGGAACCUCCCAGAGCUAACUGACCAUCCAGACCUGCUCACCUGUGCAGCAGAACGAAGUGGCCUAGAAGAAGAGAGGAGACAGGAGCUAAGGAUCCAGGGAAGCAACCAACCAUCUAUUCAUUGUUCCUGAAAGAGAAACUCUAAGAAGAGAAACAGUAGGAAAUGGCUGAUUCUCCAGUAAACAUGUCGCAGGGUCUGUUGACAUUCAGAGAUGUGACUGUGAACUUCUUGAAAGAGGAGUGGGAUUGCCUGGACUCUGCUCAGAGAUCUUUGUACAUUGAUGUGAUGUUGGAGAAUUACAACAACCUGGUCUUUGUGGAGAACUAUUGCAAAUUUGAUCCUGUUUAUCAAUAUGUGAAGACUGGAAAGGAGUCUUGUCAGUGUACUGAGCUUGGCAAAGUGCUUCAUGACCCCUCCACAUGUGCUCAUUUUAGAACAAGAGAAACUACAGAAAACUCUAAUAACUACACAUGCAGUAACCACAGCGAUGCCUCUACUGAUUCAUCAAACCCAGACAGACAUGAAAGCAUGCACACUGCAGAAGAACCUUGCAAAUCUAAAGACUGUGAGAAAUCUUUAAAUUUGAGUUCCAACAUUUCUCAAGAUCAGAGACUCUACACUUCAAAGAAAGAGCACAGGCAGCGAGAAUAUGAUGACUGUUUUAACUCUGAAAACAGUCUUAUGCAACAAUCAAGCUACAUUGGAGAGAAACCAUACCAGUGUGGGAAAUGUGGGAAAUGCUUUAGGAUUGCCUCAUACCUCACUGAACAUAAGAGAAUUCAUACUGGAAUUAAACCCUACAAGUGCAAAGUUUGUGAAAAAUCCUUUUCCCAGCGUUCAAGUCUUAAAAUUCAUCUAAGACUUCAUACUGGGGAGAAACCUUACAAAUGCAAAGAAUGUGGAAAGUCAUUUCGUCAGUUGUCAGGAAUUAAUAGCCAUCAGAAAAAGCAUACAGGAGAGAAACCUUACAAGUGUAAGGACUGUGACAAAUCCUUUGCUCACUCUUCCACUUUCAAGAAACACCAGAAAAUGCAUACUGCUGGGAGAUAUUAUAGUUGUGAAGAAUGUGGCAAGGUCUUUUAUCAGCUUUCACGCUUUCAAAGCCAUUGCAGACUCCAUACUGGAGAGAAGCCUUACAAAUGCAGUGAGUGUGACAGAUCCUUUCCCCAGUAUUCAUUAUUGAGUAGGCAUCAGAAAACUCAUUCUCUAGAGAAGUCUCACAAAUGCAAAGACUGUGAUAAAUCCUUCCUUAAAUUAUCACACCUUAACAGGCAUUACAGAAUCCAUACUGGUGAAAAGCCUUACAAAUGUGAGGUAUGUGACAAAUAUUUUACCUGGGAUUCAACCCUUAGAAGACAUCAGAAAAUUCAUACUGGGGAGAAACCUUACAAAUGUAAGGAAUGUGGCAAAUCCUUUAUCGAACAAUCAUAUCUUAAACGACAUCAGAGUGUUCACACUGGAGAGAAACUUUACAGAUGUAAGGGAUGUGAUAAGUCUUUCACUAGCUCCACAUAUCUUAGAGCACAUCAGAGAAUUCAUACUGGAGAGAAACUUCCAAAAUGCAAGGACUGUGGCAUGUCCUUUUUCCAUAUUGCAACUCUUAAAUCACAUCAGCGAGUUCACACUGGAGAGAGACCUUACAGUUGUAAGGAAUGUGACAAAUCCUUUACCAAUCGUGCAAAUCUUAGAAGACAUCAGAGUAUUCACACUAGGGAGAAACCUUACAAAUGUAUGGAAUGUGACAAGUCCUUUGCCUGUGACUCACAUCUUAGAAAACAUCAGAGAGUUCAUACUGGAGAAUAACUGUAUAGUUGACAGGAAUGUGACAAAUCUUUUGCCCAAUCUGUGGUUUAAAGAAACAUCAAAAUUUUCAUACUGGAGAGAAACUUCACAAAUGUGACACAUCCUAAUCUGCUAUUCGGAUCUUAUAAGACUUCAGAGGGUUCAUACUGGACAGAGACAUUACAGUUGC
This is a messenger RNA of Onychomys torridus (southern grasshopper mouse), 1990 nucleotides long. Its product is annotated as zinc finger protein 54-like. The record is from RefSeq and is a predicted model, not a curated record. Gene Ontology annotation, biological process: regulation of DNA-templated transcription. NCBI's taxonomy places the organism in Eukaryota, Metazoa, Chordata, Mammalia, Rodentia, Cricetidae. The transcript has 5 exons. The coding region runs from base 181 to 1821 and encodes 546 amino acids. Gene Ontology annotation, cellular component: nucleus.